Messenger RNA from Pseudonaja textilis, 2388 nucleotides. Lineage: Eukaryota; Metazoa; Chordata; Lepidosauria; Squamata; Elapidae. The record is from RefSeq and is a predicted model, not a curated record.
UUGGGAUUUAGGAAAGUUUUCAUUACAAAUUCCCAUCUCUUGAGACACAAGAGCACACACACAGGAGCGAAACCCUUUAAAUGUCCUAUCUAUGCGGAAAGUUUCAAUCAGAAUUCCAACAUGAUGAUACAGCAGAGAACUCACACAGGAGAGAAACUCUUUGAAUGUCCGGAUUGUGGGAAACAUUACAGUCAGAAUUCUCACCUGGUGAUACACCAGAGGACUCACACAGGAGAGAAACCCUUUGAAUGUCCGGAUUGUGGGAAACAUUACAGUCAGAAUUCCCACCUGGUGAUACACCAGAGGACUCACACAGGAGAGAAACCCUUUGAAUGUCCUGACUGUGGGAAAAGUUUUAGUGAUAAUUCCAACCUGGUGAAACACCAGAGGACCCACACAGGAGAGAAACCCUUUGAAUGUCCUGACUGUAGGAAAAGUUUCAGACAAAAUUCCCACCUAUUGAAACACCAGAGGACUCAUUCAAGAGAGAAGCCCUUUGAAUGUCCUAUUUGUGGGAAAUGUUUUAGAGUUAAUUCCAACCUGGUGAAACACCAGAGGACUCACACAGGAGAGAAACCCUUUGAAUGUCCUGAUUGUGGGAAAAGUUUCAGAGAGAAUUCCCACCUGGUGAUACACCAGCAAACUCAUACAGAUGAGAAGCCCUUUGAAUGUCCUAGUUGUGGAAAAGGUUUUAGUAAUAAUUCGAGCCUGUUGAAACAUCAGAGGACUCACACAGGAAAGAAAACCUUUGAAUGUCCUAUUUGUGGGAAAAGUUUUAGUCGCAAAUCCACACUGGUGAUACACAAGAGGAUACAUACAGGAGAGAAACCCUUUGAAUGUCCUGACUGUGGGAAAAGUUUUAGCCGCAAUUCCACACUGGUGAUACACCAGAGGACUCAUACAGGAGAGAAACCCUUUGAAUGUCCUCUUUGUGAGAAAAGUUACAGUCAGAGUUCUGACCUAGUGAAACACCAGAGGACUCAUGUAGGGGAGAAACCCUUUAAAUGUCGUGACUGUGGGAAAAGUUUUGGUCGCAAUUCCAACCUUGUGAGUCACCAGAGGACUCACACAGGAGAGAAACCCCUUGAGUGUCCUAUCUGUAGGAAAGGUUUUCAUGAUAAUUCCAACCUGGUGAAACACCAAAGAACUCACACAGGAGAGAAACCCUUUGAAUGUCCAGAUUAUUGUGGGAAAAGUUUCAGACAGUAUUCCCAUCUGGUGAAACACCAGAGGACUCAUACAGGAGAGAAACCCUAUGAAUGUCCCCUUUGUGGGAAAAGUUUUAAUGAUCAUUCCAACCUGGUGAUACACCAGAGGACUCACACAGGAGAGAAACCCUUUGAAUGUCCUGAUUGUGGGAAAAGUUUCAGACAGAAUUCCCACCUGGUGAUACACCAGAGGAGUCAUACAGGAGAGAAACCCUUUGAAUGUCCUAUUUGUGGGAAAAGUUUUAGUAAUAAUUCAAGCCUGGUGAAACAUCAGUGGAUUCACACAGGAGAGAAGCCCUUUGAAUGUCCUAUUUGUGGGAAAGGUUUUAGUGAUAAUUCGAGUCUGGUGAUACACCAGAGGACUCAUACAGGAGAGAAACCCUUUGAAUGUCCUCUUUGUGGGAAAAGUUUCAUACAGAAUUCUGAUCUGAUGAAACACCAGAGCACUCACACAGGAGAGAAACCCUUUGAAUGUCCUGACUGUGGGAAAAGUUUUAGUCGCAAAUCCAACCUUGUGAGGCACCAGAGGACUCACAGUAGGAAAGAGAAACCCUUUGAAUGUCAUGAUUGUGGGAAACAUUACAGUCAGAAUUCCCACCUGGUGAUACACCUGAGAGAAAUCGUUGAACUGUCCAGUGUGUAGAUAUUAUUUCAAGUAUAAAUCAUAACUUAUUGCACACAAAUAUGAGGAAAAAGUAGAUGAGUUUAGAGAAUUCUGGAAUUUCAUUUGUGAUCUUCCAUUGAAUGUGUAUUUGAGAAAUUGAUAGCUCGCAUUUUGUUUGAAAAUGGAAGCAUUUGGUCACUCAAAUCUUGAAAAUUUUUUAAUGUAUAUAGAUAUUUUGAAUGUGGAAGGGGAACCAAAAACUAAACAAGAACUACAAAAACAGGGUGUUGAUUUAUCAUGGUGGCCACAUAUGCAGAUGCAAUCAAGAUAUGAGAAAGAUGUUAAGAGAUAUAUGGCUUUUAUAAAGAGCAAACAACAUUUGAUCAUAUACUGUUAGUGGUAGAUGAAAUGUUAAUGAAGAAAUUAUAUUAUUAUUAUUAUUGUGGAAUUAUUACUUGUGGAAGCAGCUGCUAUUUUGCCACACUGUCCACACUGAUAAUGCAGAAGAGGGACAAACCUCUCUGUUUUGCUACCUUAACAUGAGGAAAAAAUGUACAAUAGAAAAUGUCUCAUUUU